AAAUCAUCACUGAUACUGCUUCUUUUUCUUUGUUAAUUUCAUUGCCAACAUAUGAAUGCAAUAUUUCAAAUAUCAUCGAAAAAGUCUAGUCUACCCAUGUGGGAAAAAGCAAUUUAGAGCGCUAUGUUUAUUGAUGCCACACCCCCCAAAGUUUCGACACACUUGCUGGCCCCAAGAAGUCUUCGAGUGGAAAAUUUAACUGAACUUGACAAGCUUUAUCUUCUUCUGGCUGAACACAACCUCAGAGAUAGUUUCAAUGUGUUGUGUUAUGACUUGAAAAUCCGUUCUAUAGCUGAUUUGAAUGGACUAGAUGAUGAAGCACUUAAGAGAUUUAGACUUCUUCCUAAAUUUGCUAAAGACCAGCUGAAACAACUUCCACAGCAAGUAGGGACAGCUGAUUUUGUUAAUUUGGCACUGACACAUGGAAAACUUCCCUACAAAGCUCAAUUGGAGUCCCAUGGAGUACCAUUUAUAUCUGUUGAUGAAAUUCAUGUUGUGAAGAAGAUUUCAUCAGGACCAGUAUCUGGAUCUGUUUUUGAAGCCAUCUGGACAAAACCAAAUGGAGAAAAGAUUAGAGUUUGUUUAAGGUAUGACCGAGCUCUGUCCCAAAGGAAACAUUUUCUCCAUGAGGCAGAAUUAUCAGCAUCACUGAAUCAUGAGAAUGUCCUUCAUCUUUAUGGAGUGAUUUUGCCUGGACUGUACACUAACUCCAUAGCUCUGGUGGUGGAUUUUGCCAUGUAUGGGAACAUCGUGGAAGCCAUGCCACGGCAGUCAGUGUACAGUCUGCUGCAGAUGAUUUCCCAGAUUGCGGCGGCCAUGGAAUACCUUGAAAGCACAGGUCUAUUUCAUACACUGAUAAUGGCUUCAUCUGUAUUUGUGGUCGCACCUGGCAAGAUCAAAUUGGGAGGGCUCUGGGGAUGUUUUCGAAGAGACAAGAAAGAUUCUUCUACAAAGAAAGGGGAGACAGUAAGCUUGUUUGCACUAAUUGCCAAAGAUCUGUUUCGUAAUCUGGCACACCAUCAGGAUUUACUAUCCUCGACAAGGGAAAAGCUUGUAAAUAAUGCCCUCAUACCAGAUGUGCUGAAGAAUUUAUUUGAACAAUGCAAUGCAAAAAACCCAAAGAGCAGACCUCUUAUGUCUGAUGUUGCAAAAACUCUUUCAACUUUUUCUCUUCCCAAGCUACUGGUCAAAGUAGAUUGUAAUCGUCAAGUGUCACAUCAACUCUGUUGCAAAAAAGGGGAAGUUAUUCUGCUGAUUUCAAAAGCAUUUCAAUUUCUAGAACAGAAAGUGGCCAGUUCCUCGAGCAAUGAGGCAUGGCUUUGUGAAAAAAGGAAUGGCUCAAUGGGUCUGCUUGAUCCUUCAAAUGCGGAAGAACUCCUCGGACAUGAAGAUAUCUGUUGGGAAACACUGAAACAAAAUGUUGAACAAGAGGCAACUCACACCUCAUCAGAAGCAAAACCUGACAAAGAUUCAGCUGUUCCUCCCGAGAUCCAAGCUCGCGGAAUCGAGGCGGAGCAUGCUUUUCAGCGAGCUCUUAAAAAGGGUAAGGUCCGGGUGUAUCGUGGGCGCGUCAUGCUGAUUGGCCAGAACAGAACCGGAAAGACAAGUUUGAAAAAGUCGCUUCUAGGUUUGAAGUUUGAUCCCGGCGAACAAAGUACUGAAGGAAUUGAAGUAGAUCCGUCUCGUUUCGAAUUGGACGUUGACCGCGUAAUGAACUGGCAGCUCGUAAAAAACGAGAAAUUUACGUGUGAGUUUGCGGAUGAUAUUGCAAGACUUGUCGUUGGCGAGUUGCGCUCAGGGGACGAGGAAAAGAAGCCAGAGGUCAACUCCUCGGAAGUUGACCCUGUGCAAACUGAUGUCACACAGGGGGUAUCAGCGCCACAGAGUAACCAGGUCGCAGUACCAGCAACAAGUUUUCCGGCACAGGACAUCCCCACAGACACUUCAAUGGAGCAUUCGUCUGCAGCCGACACCGACUUAGCUGAGUUAUUGCAAGAUGCAGAGCUAUUUCACAUCGAGGUUGACAGUUCGCGAACCGUGCCUGAAAAUGUUCAAUCUUUAGUCGCUAAAUACUUAGACAGUCAAGCAAGCUAUGAUCAACAGGAAAGCGACAGAGAAACAGUUGUCACAAUUUGGGACUUCGCGGGGCAACAUCUGUAUUACGCCUCGCACCCUGUGUUUCUCUCCCCACGGGCUGUUUACGUGCUGGUGUACAACUUGAGCAAGGAACUGAGCGCCAAUAUGGAGCCCUGUGUUCGUCAGGGCGUGCACGAUUUUAUUCCACAUUCCAGCGGAGAGGAAACCAACUUGGACAGCAUUCUAUCGUGGCUUGUUUCUAUACACAACCUUAGUGCAGAGGUUAGGGCUAAAGAGAAGGACCAGGAAGAGGAACAGCCGUAUUUGAGACCCCCGGUAAUCAUAGUAGGUACUCACGCUGACAACCCGUUCGAAGACCCUAAACGCAUGGAGACUCAAAUAAAGAAGAGCCUCUCUGGGAAGACCUACGAGCAGCACGUUCGCAGACCGUUUCACCGAGUGGAUAAUACGCGGUCUGGGGAAGACGAAGGUGUCCAGAAGGUUCGACAGGAGAUAAGAGAGGUCUUACGCUUAGAGCCGUACAUGGGAGAAGAUGUCCCCGUACGUUGGUUUAACUUCGAGAGGGUCGUUGAAGCGCUGGUGCAACAGAAAAUUUUCUACCUGAAGAUUUCUCAGCUCUACUUCAUCGUGAGUAAGACAUGCCUCAUCGAGGACGAGGCGGAGAUGGUAGCCAUGUUAGAUUUUUAUCACGACCUGGGUAUUAUCAUCUGGCAUGGUGACACUGUAGUCCUUCAAACACAAUGGCUGAUUCAUUUGUUCAGGAAGCUCAUCACUAUUCGACCUUUUGAUGAACAGAAUCCGCGUCAUGCAGCAGCGUGGAACGAACUUGAAGAAACUGGCCUUCUGAGUAUGUGCUUAGUUGAUCACGUGUUUGCCGAAUUCCUGUGCGAUGGCCAAUCACAGAGCGACAUUCUCUCCAUGAUGGAAAUGUAUGGUCUGAUUGCAAGGUUCACGCCUAAAAGUGAAGAUGGAGAAGAUUCGCCGGCUGUGAAGUAUUUUGUCCCGGCACAGCUCUGUUCGUGUCCAGAGACAGAACUGGACACGACAGAGAGCGAAAUUUGUCCUCUGUACAUCAACUUUCCUGAUGGCUUUCUCCCACACGGUUUGUUUCCGCAGCUCGUUUCUCGGUUCAUCUCGGUUUGUCCCGAGUUGGGCUGCACAGACGAACCAAACCUAUUUCAAAACCUUGCUAGGUUUAUUCUGGGCGAGGAUGAUUUAUUUCUUAUUGGCAAACAGUCGUUUGUGAAAGUGAUUCUCCAGACAAAGAACUCGAAUGACGAAGGAGGUGGCAAAGCCGGUUUGGUCCGCGAGCGCCUGGAUUCGAUUCUGAGUAGUCUAUCAAGUGACUUUGCAUGUCUUCGUAACAUGCGUUAUGAAUUCUCUGUAGCUUGUCCUUCGUGUUGCAACAAAGCCUGCACAAAACACAAGACCAAGUCAUGUACCGAAAGCGCCUGCAUUCAUUUCAUUCCGAUUUCAAACGACGGAAAAUUAAUUUGCACGAAGACGUUCGGUGCCCGUUCACGACUGGAGAUUCCUGGUUUACAGAAAUGGUGUGGUUGUGUCAAAAAGAGUGACGAGGUGAGUCCUCCAGAUGCACCUCGAAUUAAAACUUUCGAAGACGACAUUGAUAGCCCUUCAGAGAUCGCGGUCCGCCCUGCAGUGUUUAUCUCAUAUCAGUGGGGUCUCCAGGACACUGUGAAAGUAUUGAGGAACAAGCUGGAGGAGGCUGGGUUCGAUUGCUGGAUGGAUAUUGGUCAGAUGGGUGGAGGAGACGCCUUGUAUGCCGAGAUAGACGCAGGAAUCAGAGCGUCAAAGGUCGUGAUAUGUUGUGUUACAAAGCGUUACUGCAUGUCCGAAAUGUGCCAAAGAGAAGUCACUCUGGCUGAUACUCUACGAAAGCCUAUCAUCCCAGUGCUGUUUGAGUUCAUUGAUUGGCCGCCUCCCGGCCAACUGGCUUUGAUUUUUGCCAAGCUGCUUUACAUCGACAUGUCUCAACUUCCUUCCGACAGUUUUCCUGAGGACAAGUUACAGGAACUUUUUCAAAAAGUUAAAGGCCACGUCGAACGUUGAAUUGAAUUGGCGGGGCUCUGAGAACAGAUGUCGCUCUCGAUAGUCCCCUUCUCGUUUUUUUUUUUUUUGUUUUUUUUUGCUCGCUCACCGCGCCAUUUCGCUUGCCCGGCAAGCAUAGUGCGUGGAACAGGCGACAAAAUAUAAAAAUUAUUGAUUCUGAUAAAAUCAAAAAGGAACCUUGUGUUAAAUAAAAGACCAGAACGGCACAAAGUAAAGGACGAAUCAGAACAACAAAUCGUACUUUUUCAUUUUUAUUCAAGACUUCUGUACAGUUCCUAUGUUUAAUAAAAUACGCUGUUUUAAUGA
Pocillopora damicornis (cauliflower coral) is the source of this 4473-nucleotide messenger RNA. RefSeq lists its product as uncharacterized. Gene Ontology annotation, biological process: signal transduction; protein phosphorylation. Gene Ontology annotation, molecular function: ATP binding; protein kinase activity. Lineage: Eukaryota; Metazoa; Cnidaria; Anthozoa; Scleractinia; Pocilloporidae. The record is from RefSeq and is a predicted model, not a curated record.